CGCGCAUGCGCAUGUUGUCUGAUUUCCUAUUGCGUAUUCUUUUCAGGGUCCUGUGUGGCUGUGUGGACCUUUAUAGUUUUUAGGAAAAAAAUCGUAAAUCAACCACCGACAGUUCUGCUGUUUGUCAUCGCUCCUUUGGAAAAGAGAAUGUUUCGGGUGGUGUUAAAACGCAAGUGUUGACGGUUAUCAGAAAUAGGAUGCGCCAGGGGGAUCCGAAGAAUGCAACUAAGUUAGGGUCUGGACCGAUAGCGAUGACAUGCGUCAAAUAAGGGAGCUUAACUGAUUUAAUAAACACCCGACUGAUACGAUCUCCUAGUAAGGAAAGUACAAAGCUCAUGGAGGCAGUCUUGAGCCGGCUCCGGACCCUGGGCGGGGAUGAGCUCCGCAUGGAAAUCAUCAACGCGGGCAUCAAGUGUGGCCCCAUCACGGCUACCACCAGAGCCCUCUUUGAGAAAAAGCUAGCCAAUGCUAUCCUGGAGAGCCAGAGAAGUGAUGGAGAAGCUUCAGAGCUGAUGAGCAACACAGACGCCUCCCCAUCAAACAUCUGCGAUGAGAGUGACUUUGGCUACAGCCUGGGGCUGAACCCCCCCGAGGAGCCGUCUUUGGCCAGACUAGACAUAACGACCAGCUGUGUCAACCCAGACGAUGGAUUCACCCCCCAGGAGGAUAGGCAAGAAACUCCUUCGCUGUUUUAUGGGGUGUGUCCCUCCGUGCUUGACGGAUUUCUUGACGAUGAGACAGUCCACGUUUAUGACAAUAAUAAAGAUGCAAUGAAGGCUGUGAAGAAGAUGAAGGGAGCCCGAUUCAAAAUCUUCUCCAGCCGAGAGGCUGCUGAAAAGUUUGCCAGAGGCACCAAUGAGAGCCCUUCUUCACCGUGCAAGACAACACCAGACCUGUCACCAAGGAAGCCAGACGAGCCGCCCAAUCCAGAGAUGGAGCACCUAAAUGGGGAGCGGGCAAACAACUACAAGACCCCACGCACACAGGACCUGACUGGCAAGCUUAGGAAAGCUGUUGAGAAUGGGGACCGGGCGGCCUUCAGCGAAUUAGUGUGGAGCAAUCCUCGCUACCUUAUUGGUUCAGGAGACAAUCCCACUAUAGUGCAGGAGGGCUGCCGGUACAACAUCAUGCAUGUGGCUGCCAAGGAAAACCAGCCUGGUAUCGCACAGCUUCUCCUGGACACCCUGGAGAACCCAGAAUUCAUGCGUCACAUGUACCCUGACGACAAGGAAGACAUGUUGAAGAACCGGAUCCACUAUAUUGUAGACCUGUACCUCAACACUCCUGAUAAAGCAGCUUUUGAAACUCCACUUCACUUCGCCUGCAAGUUUGGGUGUCCUGAGGUGGUGAAUGUACUGUGCUCACAUCCAGAUACUGACAAAAACUGCAAAAACAAGUACAACCAGAAACCCUUCAGUGUCAUUUGUGAAAGGAAAAAUAAAACCCAGGAUAUAAAAAAAAAGAUUAAAGAAUACCUGGAAGAUCAGUACUAUGUACCCUUACUGAGGGCCACAGACAAUUCCUCCCAGCCUGUGAUUGGAGCUCCCUGGUCACCUGAGCACCUGGAUCCAGUUCCUCAUUGGCUGGGUUCUGAACUACAAGGAAAUCCCAAAGAUCCUGUCAUGACAGUUAGGGCUGCUGCUGGUCCACUUAGCCAGGCUAAGGCUGAGGAGUUUCGCAAGACAUGGAAAAAUCCCCCCAGAGCUCGGGCCUCGUAUUUCCACGACAUUCUCAAAUCUGACCCCAACCGUGGUGCUGAACGAGUUGGCAGGGAACUGGCUCAUGAAUUGGGCUACCUUUGGGUAGAGUACUGGGAGUUUCUGGGCACCUUUGUCAGUUUGGCUACUGAGGAUGGCCUGGAGGUACUGGAGGGGUAUCUGAACAAGAAGGAUUACAGUGAGGCAGAUUCAGAGGAGACCAGGAAGAGCAGGACCGGUGAUCGCAUUAAAGGAAAGACACGGAGCGUUUGCAACUCCAUCUCUGUGGGGGCUUUUCUGGAUGAGGACAGCCCGCAUGAAGAUGCCCAGGAGAUUCGACAAUACGCCACCAUGAGGACCUCCGGCAGCUUCCCCUCCCCAGUCACCAACCUCAUGGCAGAAUUCGAGAAGGCAUCUGUGCUGGACUCGGAAAGCCCUUGGGACAGGACCUGCGAGGGGGACCGGGAGGGCGGUGAGUCCGAGGACACAUCCAGUGUCAGCUCUGAGGAGUACUUCACGGCGGAGGAGGACGGGGAGGACGAGGACCCUACGACUGCUCUUCAGAAUCGUAAGCCAAGUAAGGAUGGCUCCGAAUCCUCCAGCUCUUCAUACAGAUCCCUGCAUGGCUCACAGGAAGACAUCACAGCCAGGCCACCUGUUAGACAGGGUCUUUUCAUUGAGGGUGAGUCUCCCACCAAGCUGGACACUGAGGUCUUGUCAGCUCUCAAAGGUGUAGACUUUGACCCACAAAAGUAUCCUUGCGUUGACAAGUGGAAAAGCACAGUCCAGAGCUUCACAUCUUCUCAAAUGCAGAGCUGGCCUAGCCCGGUGGGGGUGAAACACUGGCCCGGGACCCCAGGCUCACCCUGUAGCCCCAUCCUUUCACCUGGCACUCCCAGCCCUACCCGCUACAACCACAUCCAUCGCCUUUACCACAGCCACCUUCAUCACUCUCCGGUAUGAUCAUUGGUCCAGCCUGGCCAGACAGCUGACUUUCGCCACAGUUACGCCAGCAAUUAUUUUAUUUUUAAUUUGACAUUUUAUAAAGAUCUUUAGAUCAGCAGUCUAUUUAGAUACUGCUAAAAUGUACCAUAUUGGUUUUUAAUUCUAAAUAGGAAAUUAAUUUAGCGGGGAAAAAGUAGCCUUAAGGCUCGAGUUGUUAAGCAUAGCUUUAUUUAGUAUUUAAUGUUUCAGGGACUGGCCACUAUGACCAGUUUGCAAUUUCUGAAUCCCAGGAGAGAAACGUAAAUUAUACCUUUUGAGAAAGGUAGCAAAAACACUUCUGUUUUCAGCAGUUUUGAUGAGUAUGUUGACUAAAGGGUGUCAAGCUUUAAACGUUAACUGGUGCCCUUGAAGAAGAGUGGAGACUUAGUAGGUCACAUAAAGGAGAUCACUAGUGUCUCGUCAAGCAAUCACAGCUUCUAACAGUAACCACACGAUAUGUACAUUUUAUAAAAGCUUUUGUUUUAUUUUAAAACAAUGCUGUUAUUUAAGUGUAGUUUU
This is a messenger RNA of Brienomyrus brachyistius, 3200 nucleotides long. Its product is annotated as ankyrin repeat and LEM domain-containing protein 2-like. Gene Ontology annotation, molecular function: protein phosphatase 2A binding. Gene Ontology annotation, biological process: negative regulation of phosphorylation. Gene Ontology annotation, cellular component: endoplasmic reticulum. The record is from RefSeq and is a predicted model, not a curated record. The coding region runs from base 336 to 2660 and encodes 774 amino acids. The transcript has 13 exons. NCBI's taxonomy places the organism in Eukaryota, Metazoa, Chordata, Actinopteri, Osteoglossiformes, Mormyridae.